AUGUACCCCUGUGCCAUGUGUUCUACAUAUGGGUACAGUUGCACGUACAACAACGAGGGUGCGGGUGAUACUACAACUGGUGGCUUACAUUUCUCCCCUUUCGCCGAGUACGGUGCUUUGGACGGUGAAAGGCAUUCAUCGAACACGUCCCCGGUCCCGAUCCCGGGCCCUGCCACUGCCCCAGUCUCUGCAACCCGCAGUCCAACCAACCAGUCGGACACGGGCCCAGGCCCUCAGUCGUCGACGCAGAGUCCCGCCGUCGCGGCUGCAACAAGCGCCUCGCCGGGCAUAUUCGACGCCCAAAAGUUCCGACACUCCGGCGCCUCAGCGGCCAUGGCAUUCCCGCACAUCCUCGGCGUAGCGCUUGGUUCACACAGUCCCCCCAAAACACGGUCCUUUGCCUACAACUUCGGUGUUCGGCCCGAGGAGACAUCGAAUGCGCACUGCUUUCUGGCGAACCUCAUCUCGCAGGACGACCUAGCCUUCUUCUCAGACGUGUACUUCUCGAUCCUCGGCCCAAUUGGGGACGUAAUUGACCCGCAGAUCUACGCACAGCGCUGUCAAGCUUACUAUCUGAGCCUCGGGCGCAAUGCCAACGGCGUCGCCUUCGCCGCCGUAGCAGCAGGCAUCGCCGCCCUAGGCUCCUUCCUCUCACGGGCAUCUCAUACCAAACACCCCCGCGAAUCCGAGCUCGUCGCCUACGCCAAGUCCAUCCUCGACGACCCGGCGUCCAUGCGCCUGCACGGAAUCGACCACAUCGUCGCCUGGGGCCUGCGCGUCCUCUACCUGCGCGCUACAACCCGCCCAAGCAAUGCGUGGAUUGCGUCCUGUACGCAGAUGCAUCUCGCCGAGGCGAUUGGGCUGCAUCUUGAAGAGAAUGUAAUGAAGAUGGCGGGUAGUCCUAAUGCGAUGGCACGGGGCCAUGAUGCGGAUAGGCUGCGGAGGAUCUUCUGGGUUAGUUGGGCGGGCCAUGUCAUGCUCUGCUAUGAGUAUGACCGCGAGCCUGUGCGGUUUGGGGCUGUGACGUGUGGAGCGGUGGCUGAGGUCGCUGGGUCUGUUGCGGGCCAGUUUGUUAAGCUCAUCCAGAUUAUCCCCAGCCCUAACUCGCCGUUCCAACUGGACAGUCAGCGUGGGACGCUGACUCCGAGUGAGGAGCUAAUUCAGCGCCUCGGUGUUCUGGACACCUUCCACACAACGCAUCCGUUCCUAGUGGUAACGAAAGCAGACAUCGCGUUCGCCUUCUACCGCCGGCUCUACACGUGCAAGAUUCGGAUCCCGGACGAAGCCAUAAACGUGAUUAUCGACGCCGGCAAUGCAGCCGUGGAUGCAGCGACACAACAAGCUACUCAGGGCCAUCUAUUCUGGAACGUCAUCGGCAGUGUCUUCCAAUACGCAUGCAUCCUUUUGGCCGUUGACACACCGACCGCAUCUGCGCAUCUUGGCACCGCGUUUAGGGGGCUGGAGGAUCUUGUCCAGGCUGCGGAUACGCCGCUGACGAGGGAGGCGUUGGGCGUGGCGCGGCAUCUGCUGUGUUUAAGUAAAGCUAAGAAAAGAAGAGAGUUGGAGCUGUUGGAGGGUGUUGAGGCGGGGUAUCGGUUCUCCUCUGGGCAGGCGGGUUUGGAACCGGGGACGAAUGUUGAUGCCGUGGCGAUGCCGGAUGUGGGUGUGGAAUUGGACUGGGAUCAGUUCUUCAUUGAGCCGUUCUUUUCUCUGCCUUGGCCUGAUGUUCAGCUGUAG
Aspergillus mulundensis is the source of this 1737-nucleotide messenger RNA. Its product is annotated as fungal specific transcription factor domain-containing protein. NCBI's taxonomy places the organism in Eukaryota, Fungi, Ascomycota, Eurotiomycetes, Eurotiales, Aspergillaceae. Gene Ontology annotation, biological process: response to xenobiotic stimulus. Bases 1 to 1737 code for a protein of 578 amino acids. The record is from RefSeq and is a predicted model, not a curated record. The transcript has a single exon. Gene Ontology annotation, molecular function: DNA-binding transcription factor activity.